This is a messenger RNA of Aureobasidium pullulans EXF-150, 2694 nucleotides long. RefSeq lists its product as uncharacterized. Lineage: Eukaryota; Fungi; Ascomycota; Dothideomycetes; Dothideales; Saccotheciaceae. The coding region runs from base 1 to 2694 and encodes 897 amino acids. The record is from RefSeq and is a predicted model, not a curated record. The transcript has a single exon.
AUGGUCAACAACCAUACCACCAACAAUAAUGCCGCCAAAUCUCGAGAUUCGAAUGGCAACACGUCAAGACGUGGGAGCAAGCCCAAGAAGCAGCCAGCCGGCAACGCAUCAAACGCAACUGGCUCUACCCACCAAGGGCGCGCUCAAAACGACCAUUCUGCAUUUCCGUCUCAAGCCAGACCUGGAGUCAACGCAAGUCGAUGGAACACUGGCAACAAGCAGAAAGGCAAGCAGAAUAACUGGACAGCCCCUCGAAACAAUCAGCAAAAGCCACAACAGAGCUCGCCGCCUGUUCAAACCAUGCAAGCUACGCCACAGCAAACUUCGACAGCAUUAAAUCCCGCCUCUAUCCCUUUUGAACCCCCGAAAUCUGGUACCGUUGUGGAGCUUACCGAUGUGGAGCUUACCGAUGCGGAGCUUGAAAUCAUCACAAGAUUGGAGUCUGACAACAAAGAGCUCCGGGAACAGCUAUCCAGGAUGGAGGCAGAACUCAUGGCUAGCCAAAACGACGCAAUAGCAUCCAAGCUUCAGGAGGUUUCUCUACUGGAGCAAUUGGAAACCUCUAAGAUAGAGACUUCAGUCACUUCAGAACCUUCCGCUUCAACAACUUCAGCCGACAGUGCGACCAACGCCCGUGUAACCGCCCUCGAGUCUGACAACAAGACUCUACGGGACCAAGCCAUCCAAGUUCAGGCUGAACUUUCGACCGCUCGAUCGACAGAGCAGGAAGCCAUCAAACAGAAGCUCGAGGUCGAAACACAAGUUCAAACCCUACAGACUGAGCUUGAUGACUUGAAGAAAUCCACCGCCCAGCAACCAUCUCAAAGCUCGAAGGACGAAUCACUCUCGAGGCUCGAGACAGAAGUCCAAGCCCUCAACACUCAAGUCGCUCAACACCAGGUCGAUCUGGAUGCCGCUCGAGCUGCAGAGCAAGCUGCUAUCAGUCGCGAGACUGCAGCUGUAACAGAAUCUGAAGACUUGCGCUCUCAGCUUGCUGACAUUCGAUACAGGAAUCCUGAAGACGUUGCCGCUUUGGAGCAACAGGUUCAGGACGCUCAGGCGAACCAAAAGGCGGCACAGGAUGAAGUAGCCAGGCUUCGUGCCACGGCCGAUGUGCUUCGUGUCGACUUGGACAAUAAUACCACCGCCACUACUGCUGAAGCAUCUACCACGAACUCCAAGGUCAAUAUGGAGAUACUCAGACUCCGCACCGAGGUCGAUGAGCUCAAAGCCAAGCUGAACAACACCGCAAAUUCCUCCACGAAAGAGGGCGAACCUAACUCCGACCCAUCUCGAACCCUCUUAGAAGGCCAGUUGAUAUUUGCCAAAGCGUUGCUCAAGAGCUCUGAAAACGAAAAGGCCAAUUCAAUCGCAGAGACAAUCCGUCUCAGAAAGGAAUUGGCGACAUACAAGCAAUUCGAGGUUGAUGUUUCUGAUACCGUACUCAAGGGCAGAAAAGACUUCGAAACCUUGGAAGCGCAGCUCCGCAAGACAAAGAAGCAACUGCGGAAGUACACCGGCGAGGUCAAGAAGCCCAAGGAAACCACAGCUGGCGCUGUCGAAGAGACCAGUCAGCCCAAGACGAAGGCGUCCCACCUUCUCAUCCAGAGAACUCAAUUGGCCACGUUGAAAGAGAAAGAUAAGCAGAUUGAGGACAUCAGGCUUGCAGCGGGGUGGGCACACACCAAGCUCACCAAGACCAUCGUGGCGCAAAACGACGAAAUUAGGAAGCUGAAGAAAAAUAUGAAGCUUCCCAGCCACGCUUCAAAGGUGCUGGUCACUCCAUCCACUGCCGCGUUGCCCAAGCCAGAGCAAUGGGCACAACCUCUAGAGAUGGUCACUGGCCCGACUCAAUCCACUUCCUCGAUCCCUGAGCCAGACCAAAACGCCCAUGAUGGCGGAACGCCUAUUGUCUACGCUCGACCUGCCCCCCACUUGCUCCACAUCCCCAGGAAAGAUGUACAAACCACGAUCGAUACCGAGAUAGCUCACAGCAGACAGCAAUUCGAAGACAUUCGUCUCAAACGAGCAAACGCUUUCUCCUCAUGGCAACUCGAACAAGCAGGCCAACCACACAGGGAAAAAGCCUGGGAAGCUUUGGAGAAAGAGACGUUCAAGGAACAACAAGACUUGCGAGAAGAGCUUCAGGUCAGGAAAGAAGCACUGAUCAGAAAAGCCAGAUUGGCAGAAGACCAAUUGCAGACCAGUCUCAAGCUCAAGAAGCAACAAGAAGCGGCACGAGCUGCGAGUGAGGAGCAGGUCAAGCCAACUACUGAGGAGAAGGGUGCAUCUCCACCUGAAGCUCACAAGGGAACACUUCUCAAGGAAACAGAAGAGUCACGAAAUUCAAGUGCGGAGCAGGUCAAACGAACUGCUGGGGAAUUACAUGCAUCUCCAAGCGAAGCUCUCAAGGAAUCACUGGCGGAAGCAAGGCGAGGAAAACAGAAGAUGCAACCUACAGUGGAGGAGACUUGGGGUGAGGCACGAACCAUCAGAGGUGCACCACCACCUGAAGCUCACAAGGAAACACUUCUCGGGCAGCAAGAAGCAGUGGCACCGACUGGCAGCAAAGAACAGGUCAAGCCGCGUACAUCUGCAAGCGAAAUUAUGAGGAAACUAAUGGCGGAAGCAUGGCAAAGACACCAGAAGAUGCAGCAGCCUAUGGUUGAGGGGAUUCCUGAUGAAGAACUUUGA